CAGGUCCUUCAUCCCUCACUUUCUCGAGCCAUUCUCGUCUCCAACUUAUUCCCCAAAACACAACCCUAGGUUACAGUGGUCUUCUCCACAGCCGCAAGGAGUGCGCCGCCGUUCCUUGCGAUCAGGGGCCACUGGGUAGUCCGCGCUUCUUCGUCAUUCAAGCUGUAUCGCCAUCUCUUCUCUCUUCUUCAAGCUGUGUCGCCGCGGCUGUCCUAUUGCCGCCGUUCCAGCACCGCCUUCGAAUCUGCUCCAGUCGCCGUCCCCGCUGUUCCACCGCCGUGGCAAAUCGUCGCUGCCAUCGCAACUCGUCGAAUAGUCUCAAUUGCGUCGCCUCUGUUCCACUUCUGUCGCGCCGCCACUGUUCCGUCGGGCUCCAACCGUCGCCUGUGUCUUCUGGUUCGAGUUCCUCAUUUGUGCUCCCUCUCCCUCAUCUGUGUUUGAGUUCCAGCCCAGUGGAAGAGAGUGGAAAAGGAAUCCAAGUAAACACAACGCAGCCUCUCAGAACUCCUCUCGUCUCUCACUCACUCGCUUUUUUCUUGCCCGCCACCACCACGAUCAUCACGCAAUGAACAUCUCACACCUUACACUGGAUUCCCACACGCUCUUCAACCCUCAACGCCCUUCAUUCUCCUUUCUCCGUUGCACAUCUCGAAACGUCGUCGUAUGCUCAUCCAAGUCCGUAGCCCCUCCUUCUCUUCCGCCCAAGCUCGCCACCGCCCAAUCCUCCGACGGUCGAAUCGGGUCUCUCAGUCAGGUCUCUGGCGUCUUGGGUUGCCAAUGGGGCGAUGAGGGCAAAGGCAAACUCGUCGACAUCUUAGCUCAACACUUCGAGGUCGUUGCCCGUUGUCAGGGUGGAGCUAAUGCUGGGCAUACCAUUUACAAUGCAGAAGGAAAGAAGUUUGCUCUUCAUCUUGUUCCUUCUGGUAUUCUUAACGAGGAUACCCUUUGUGUUAUUGGGAAUGGAGUUGUGGUGCAUCUUCCGGGGCUCUUUAAGGAAAUUGAUGGCCUUGAAUCGAGUGGGGUCUCUUGCCAGGGGAGGAUUUUGAUAUCUGAUCGUGCUCACUUGUUGUUUGAUUUCCACCAAGAAGUUGAUGGGUUAAGGGAAGCCGAACUUGCUAAAUCUUUCAUUGGCACGACCAAGAGAGGCAUUGGGCCAUGCUACGCUAGCAAGGCUAACCGUAAUGGUAUUAGGGUAAGUGAUUUGAGGCACAUGGAUACUUUCCCGCAGAAACUUGAUCUUUUGUUAUCAGAUGCAGCAUCAAGGUUCAAAGAUUUUAAAUAUGGUCCAGAAAUGCUCAAGGAAGAAGUAGAAAAGUACAAGAGAUAUGCUGAGAGGCUGGAACCAUUUAUUGCAGAUACUGUGCAUGUCAUGAAUGAUGCUAUAACACAAAAGAAGAAGAUUUUGGUUGAAGGAGGUCAAGCAACCAUGUUGGACAUUGAUUUUGGAACUUAUCCAUUUGUUACUUCGUCUAGCCCGUCAGCCGGUGGGAUAUGCACUGGUCUUGGUAUUGCUCCAAGAGUUGUUGGUGACUUAAUAGGAGUGGUGAAAGCGUACACUACAAGAGUUGGUUCUGGUCCCUUUCCAACAGAAAUUUUGGGUCCAGGGGGUGAUCUCCUUAGAUUUGCUGGGCAAGAGUUUGGUACAACUACUGGUCGUCCUCGACGAUGUGGUUGGCUUGAUGUAGUUGCGCUGAAAUACUCCUGCCAGAUCAAUGGUUUUUCAUCAUUGAAUCUCACUAAGCUAGAUGUUUUAUCAGAUCUUGAUGAGAUAAAGUUAGGAGUCUCUUAUAAACAUGCUGAUGGUACACCAGUCAAAUCAUUCCCUUCAGAUCUCCGUCUUCUUGAGCAAUUGGAGGUGGAAUAUGAAACACUUCCUGGAUGGAAAUCUGACAUCUCUAAGAUCAGAAAAUAUUCUGACCUUCCGAAGGUUGCCCAGCAGUAUGUGGAAAGGAUAGAAGAACUUGUUGGUGUCCCCAUUCACUACAUUGGUGUUGGGCCAGGACGCGACGCCCUCAUAUUCAAGUGAUCUAUUACUAAUUCCUCAGAUGUCACAGUUGUGCUUUCAUGCUUCUAAAGGCAAAUUGAGGUUUUUUUGUGGAAGAAGUAACUUAUUCCCUCCAACUUUUGGAGGUUUGGGAUGAAACAUAUUCAUAGUGACUAGUGAGGAUUUGCCUAAUUGAUGUAUUAUUCUGUUAUCUAUAAGCAGUGGUAUUGUUAGAUUUCUGCAGUAAUUUGAUAUGGGGGAUUUACCCUAUAAUUUUGC
This is a messenger RNA of Arachis ipaensis, 2263 nucleotides long. Its product is annotated as adenylosuccinate synthetase 2, chloroplastic. Gene Ontology annotation, molecular function: GTP binding; adenylosuccinate synthase activity. The record is from RefSeq and is a predicted model, not a curated record. Lineage: Eukaryota; Viridiplantae; Streptophyta; Magnoliopsida; Fabales; Fabaceae. Gene Ontology annotation, biological process: IMP metabolic process; 'de novo' AMP biosynthetic process. Gene Ontology annotation, cellular component: cytoplasm.